AUGAAGCCCCAUUCAACAUUUCUCCUCUUCUUAGAAAUGACCGUUUGCGCAACGGUAUUGGGCUUCAUGAAUCCAAAAUCUCCAAUUCGGCUGGGUGGCCUGCUCAUCAUUUAUCUAUGUAUGUGGCAAUGCAUAACGACAUCUCCCACGUACCUCAUGCGCUCCGCCUGGGCGUCUUUGGUAGGCGGAUAUGCGGUGACGCUCUCCUUCCAUUAUAUUGAUAUUGCACUGCUAAGUCCAUGGCCUUUUGAGAGAAUUGUGUCCGCAACCAAACCCCCUCAAUUGGAGAAUGAAGAUGAAGUUAUAAGACGCCAGAAGUCUUCAGUGACGAAGGAAGGCAUUUCUUGGAAAGGAAAGUUGAAGUUUGGCCUUUCAUCAACAUUUACAGCCCGGUUCUGUGGCACUCCACACGAAGUCAGACACGUACCUCGAUUUUCGAACAAUGACCCCAACUAUGUCCCAUAUCGGACCCGAUUCAUUCGGAAUACUGUACUGACAAACAUCCCGCUUUCCAGACGUUUCCAUGAUGUCUCUCGCAACGAGCUUCUUAUGAGAACCUCCGGGGGUGUUGGAGUUAUACUCGGUCUGAUAUGUUCUCAAAGAGGCUUCUAUAACCUCUUCGCCUUGGUUGGCAAUCUGCUCGGUCUAAGCGCUCCUAGAGACUGGCCACCAUUCCAUGGAUCACCCCUGGAGGCAUACUCUUUGAGGCGUUUUUGGAGCCUUUUUUGGCAUCAAGCAAACACCCACAAGUUCAAUUCUAUCUCCGACUUUAUCCUGCGCAGUUACGCCAGGGCAAUAACCAUAUUCGCCCUUUCCGCAGUCAUGCAUUUCCUCAUCGACAUCUCGGCCGGCAUUCCAGUCCGCAAGUCUGGCACGAUCCCCUUUUUCUGUACUCAGGCCUUUGACAUCGUGUUGGAGGAUGCGGCCAUGAAGAUGUACAGCUAUAUCACGGUAUACGCCAACGCAAGACUUCCGGUACUGGCAGAAAGGGUAUUAGGCUUUACCUGGGUUGCAAUAUUUCUGAUAUGGCCUACCCCGAUGUGUGUGUACCCGAUGAUGUACCGCUCAGCGGCGGGACUUAAUGAUGCUAUCAUUCCAUUUAGCACUAUUGGGUUGCUCAACUUUCCCACCCGCAGGCCUACUUUUCUUCGUUCGAGUCGGCGGAGCCCUACCUUGCCCUGUCUUGCUUGUAGUCUUAAUACUAAGAAUGGUUAA
Aspergillus caelatus is the source of this 1215-nucleotide messenger RNA. Its product is annotated as wax synthase family protein. The transcript has 5 exons. The record is from RefSeq and is a predicted model, not a curated record. The coding region runs from base 1 to 1215 and encodes 404 amino acids. NCBI's taxonomy places the organism in Eukaryota, Fungi, Ascomycota, Eurotiomycetes, Eurotiales, Aspergillaceae.